Molecule: messenger RNA, 2682 nt
Organism: Condylura cristata (star-nosed mole)
Lineage: Eukaryota; Metazoa; Chordata; Mammalia; Eulipotyphla; Talpidae
Gene: SKIDA1
Product: SKI/DACH domain containing 1
Exons: 2
Coding region: 61-2538 (825 amino acids)
Source: RefSeq, a predicted model, not a curated record
GUGUAUGUAUGCGUCACGUAUAUAUUUACUGCAAAUGGUGGGGAUAAUUUAGUACCCGAGAUGGGAGACCUGAAGUCAGGUUUUGAAGAGGUGGAUGGCGUGAGGCUCGGCUACCUCAUCAUUAAAGGAAAGCAAAUGUUUGCCCUCUCCCAAGUCUUCACGGAUCUGCUGAAAAACAUCCCGAGGACGACCGUGCACAAGCGCAUGGAUCAUCUGAAAGUGAAAAAGCACCACUGUGAUCUGGAGGAGUUGCGGAAACUCAAGGCAAUCAACAGCAUCGCCUUCCACGCCGCCAAAUGCACGCUCAUCUCCCGGGAAGAUGUGGAGGCACUCUACACCUCUUGCAAAACAGAGCGUGUCCUCAAGACCAAGCGCAGGAGGGUCGGCCGGACCCUGGCCACAAAGGCGCCGCCGCCAGAGCGCGCCGCCGCCGCGGCGGCCGCCAGCCCCCGCCCGGGUUUUUGGAAGGACAAGCACCAACUUUGGCGGGGCCUGAGCGGAGCCGCGCGGCCCCUGCCAAUCAGCGCGCAGUCCCCGCGCCCCGGCGCUGCAGCCGCGCGCCCCGCAGCCCAACUACCUCAAAUUUUUAGCAAAUACCCGGGCUCGCACUACCCGGAAAUCCUGCGCUCGCCUUGCAAGCCCCCUCUAAACUAUGAAACUGCCCCGCUCCAGGGAAACUACGUCGCUUUCCACUCGGACCCUGCUUAUUUUCGGAGCCUGCUGUGCAGCAAGCAUCCGGCUGCCGNNNUACAAUCAUGCCUGGAGAGGUUUCAUCUGGUUAACAGCUUCUGCUCACCACCACACCACCACCACCACCACCACCACCAUCACCACCACCACCACCACCACCACCGGGCCCAGCAGCCGCCGCAGAACCACCACCCCUCUCGUCACCACCGGCCGCAGCCCCAUCUGGGUAGCUUUCCCGAGAGUUGCAGCAGCGACUCGGAAUCCAGCUCCUACUCGGACCAUGCAGCCAACGACUCAGAUUUUGGCUCCAGUUUGUCCAGCUCCAGCAACUCUGUGUCCUCGGAAGAAGAGGAGGAGGGAGAGGAGGAGGAAGAGGAGGAGGAAGAGGAGGGGGGCAGUGGGGCCUCGGACUCCAGUGAAGUCAGCUCCGAGGAGGAGGACUCCUCGACCGAGUCGGACUCCAGCUCCGGCUCCAGCCAAGUGUCAGUGCAGAGCAUCCGUUUCAGGCGCACCAGUUUCUGCAAACCUCCUAGUGUGCAGGCGCAGGCCAACUUUUUGUACCAUCUGGCCUCCGCCGCCGCUGCAACCAAACCCGCUGCUUUCGAGGAUGCUGGUCGACUUCCCGACCUCAGGAGUAGUGUCAAAGCCGAGUCGCCGGAGGAGUGGAAUCCGCAGAGCUGGGCCCCCAAAACGUCUCCGGUAUACUGCCCGGCCGGCCUGGGGAGCUGUUUCACGGAGAUAAGAAACGAUAGGGUAUCUGAGAUUACAUACCCGCACUCUGAAAUUUCCAGUACUGUAAAGAGAACUGACCUGACAAUUAACUGCCUGGCAGAGGGGGCCUCUUCACCUAGCCCUAAGACAAACAAUGCAUUCCCACAACAAAGAAUACUCGGAGAGGCUAGGAAAUGCCUACAAGCAACUCCUACUACACACUGUGCAGAUAACAACACAAUAGCUGCUAGGUUCUUAAAUAAUGAUGCUUCUGGAGCAGCAGCAAAUUCAGAAAAUGAUUUCAAAAUCCUUCAUUGUACUGAAUUUGCUACGGAUUUGCCCUCUUCGCAAACUGAUCCUGAAGUGGAUGCAGCAGCAGCAGCAGCAGCAGCAGCAGCAGCAACUAAAGCAGAGAAUCCCUGCACUGAUACCAGGGACAAGACAUUGCCAUUUCUGCACAAUAUUAAAAUCAAAGUAGAAGAUAGUAGUGCUAAUGAAGAAUAUGAACCUGAACUUAUUACAAAUAAGCUAAAGUGCGAGUGCAAUGAUACGCAGGGUGAGUUUUACAGUGUGACUGAAAGUAAAGAGGAGGACACCUUGCUAACCACAGCCAAGGAAGGCUUUGCAUGCCCUGAAAAAGAAACUCCUUCCUUAAAUCCACUGGCUCAGAAUCAGGGCCUUUCAUGCACUUUAGGUUCUCCAAAACCUGAGGAUGGGGAAUAUAAAUUUGGUGCCAGGGUGAGAAAAAAUUACCGGACACUAGUACUGGGAAAGCGACCUGGGCUUCAGACACCUCCAGUCAAACCAAAUUUGAAAUCAGCAAGAAGUCCUCGUCCUACAGGUAAAACUGAGACACAUGAAGGAUCACUGGAUGAUUUUACAGUUAUAAACAGACGCAAAAAGGUAGCCAGCAAUGUAGCAUCAGCAGUGAAAAGGCCAUUUAAUUUCAUGGCAAAUUUUCCUUGUCCUCCAUCACUCAUUAUUGGAAAGGAUGGGGAUUUGUGGCCAGCAUAUUCCUUAAACACCGCUAAGGAUUCCCAACCUCCUCACAAGGCCCAUCCUAUAUGGAAAUGGCAGCUGGGCGGUUCUGCAAUACCUCUUCCACCUAGUCACAAAUUCAGGAAAUUUAAUUCAUAAAAGUGUUUUAGAAGAUAUUUUCUUGAACCAUAUUACCUUCCUUUUGUUGUAAACUGCACGGGAUGGUUUGUACAAGUCCAUUAAUAUGUUACACCCCUUUUGGAGUCCUGGUUUAUCGCAUUUUGAAGACAGAAAUCGGAUUUU